AUGCGACCCAAAAUCCUCAUGAUCCACGGCGGCGGCACCACGCCCGAUAUCUUCCGCAUCCAAGCCCGCAAGCUCGAUGCCGCUCUCUCCCAGUUCUUCGACCUCCACUACGUCACAGCUCCCAUCGAGUGCCCGGCCGGCCCCGGCGUCCUGCCCUUCUUCGCCGGCAUGGACCCCUUCCUGAAGUGGAUGCACGACCAGCCGCCCGAUCUCGAGGACCUCGACACGUUCCCAGCUCUUGACGAUAUGCUCCAGGUAUUCCACACCGAAGGUCCUUUCGACGGCAUCGUCGCCUUUUCGCAGGGCGCCAAAGCGGCGCUCCAUCUUCUGCGACAUCUUGAGCGGGAGAGGGGAGGAGAUAGAGCGGUUGACUUUGUCAUCACGGUGUGUCCGACCUGUCCGUUUCAAGGGAUUAAGGACCCCAAGGAUCGAAGGAGUCCGUAUGCGAAGGCAUGUUUGGAACUGGGCAAGGUGCAGGCGGAGAGCAUCCACGUGUUGGCGAGCGGCGAUCCGUAUAACUACGAGAGCGAGUCGAUGAUCGAGUUCUUCGAGCUGUCGGCAAGGAAGGUGUUUAGGAUCGAGGGCGGACAUCAUAUGCCGAUGGAUGAUGGGUUCAAUAGGAAGCUGGCGGCGAUGGCGGCGAGAAUCUAUAAUGGGAUAUGA
This is a messenger RNA of Sordaria macrospora k-hell, 663 nucleotides long. RefSeq lists its product as uncharacterized. Gene Ontology annotation, cellular component: cytoplasm; nucleus. Gene Ontology annotation, biological process: secondary metabolic process. The record is from RefSeq and is a predicted model, not a curated record. Gene Ontology annotation, molecular function: hydrolase activity. Lineage: Eukaryota; Fungi; Ascomycota; Sordariomycetes; Sordariales; Sordariaceae.